GUGUGCCUUGUGUGCAGUGUCCAGUUUGGCUGGCCUUCAAGCUAAACAGGUUCUCCCGUGGAACAUAUCAAUCCGUGACCCACUAACGACUUGCCGGCCAUCCUAGAGCAAAGAAAGUGUCGCACCAUAAAUUAUUAGCUAAUAGGCAAAGCGGCUAUGUAACCGGUUGUCCAGUGAUUAUGCACUCGCAAAAGGUGUCCUUCAGAUGUGAAGAUAUUUUUAAAGCAGAAUGUAUAGUGAUACAUUUCGCAACAAGUUUGUUCCAAAUACUUGCUGUUAACUGAGAUGCAAUCAUCAACUAACUAGCUGACUAAACUGAAAAGCAUAUACGUGAAAUCCAAUGAAAGAUAUUCAUUGUCUUAACAACAGAAAGUUUUCCCCAAUUAAAAAAAGGAAAUUUAUUUUCUUUCAGCACUCGGUGUGCGACAGAGGAACCCAAAAGCUUGCGUCUGCGGUGAUCACGAGUCUUCCGGUUUCGCCAGCUGCUCCAUUGCAUAAUCGCCAGAGAUGCCAUCGCUGCUGCACCUGCUGCUCCUGGCGCUGUUUUUGGUGGCCAUGCCGACGCAGGGUCGCAAGAUCAAACGGAAGGAGCCACACUAUCACCAUCACGUCAAUGUGCCGCCGCCACCACCGCCGCCAUCUCCCCAUGGACCGGGUCCAGUGCCCCAGCAAACGGCGGUGAUCGAGCACGAGGUGCCGUCGUACACCUACGAGGCGAUUAACCACGACGAAUUCGAGCCGGCCAAGGUGAAGCUCUCCCACUUCGAUGGCUCCUCCGAUUACAUAGUGCACUCCCACAGCGGAGGCGGUGGAGGAGGAGGCGGUGGCUACCUGGCCGACAAUGGACUGCGCAGCAUAGCGAAGGGUUCAGCGGAUCAGGCCCUCUCCGCAGUGGCCAGCCAAAAUGCGGCGGGCAAACAGGCAUCCUAUGUGGCCAAAAGUACUCUGGCUCAGGCGGCAGCUCAGGCAGCCGGCACAGCUGUGGCUGUGCUCAAGGGCAAGGAGGUGCUGCUCCAUCGGCUGGAGGAUCAGAGCGUGGAGGCCCACAAGGCCAUGGAGAACGAGCUGACCCAGCUGCAGCAGGCCAAGCGAUCCGCCAAAGCAGCCCAAUAUGCCGCCCAGCAGGCCAUCAACCAUGUCAGUGUCCUGACUGCCGCACUUAACAAUGCCCAAUCCGCCUCGGAGUUGGCACAAAAGGCAGCAUCCGAGGCGGCGGCCGAGCUGGCCUCCCAAAUUGAUAUGGUGGCCCAGGCCAAGACCAAGCUGGAGCACGCCGAAUCGCAGGCUUAUGCAGCUCGACUGGACUACGAGGAAACGCGCGAUGCGGCGGAGAAGGCCACCUUGUCCGCCCAGGAGGCGCACUUGAAUGCCAAUGACGCCGCCUUGCAUGCCAACGUGGAGCUCGCGGAGAAUGUGCACAUCCACGACAAGAGCGAUCGGAAUGUUCGCGAGCCGCCGCGAAACCACAGACUUCAAUAGUGCACUGCCACAAUCUAGGCUCUUAAUUCUUAUUUAUUUGUUUUCCUCAUUUAAUGUUUGUUUUGCUGCAGCGAUACAAUAAAGUUUUGUUGACAUUAA
Molecule: messenger RNA, 1578 nt
Organism: Drosophila mauritiana
Lineage: Eukaryota; Metazoa; Arthropoda; Insecta; Diptera; Drosophilidae
Product: colicin-E1
Exons: 2
Coding region: 508-1479 (323 amino acids)
Source: RefSeq, a predicted model, not a curated record